UUAGAUACAAACAGAAGACCAACCUGAAAGUAAACUUAAUCUAAAUAGAAUAAGGUGCAUAUUUCAAUAUCUGUUUUCUUUGAGUUCCUUUUACAUGCUUCGAAGAUUAGUAUCACGUUUGAAUUAGCUAGAGAAGUGCUUCAAAUAGUAAAACGAAAUCGUGUCUAACAGUUGGAACAAGUUAAAAAUAUGUAAUAUUUAAUGGUCCUAAGUGAGGGAAAACCUCAAGUAAAAAGGUGUGUGCAAAUAAAGAUAAGAAUUUUGUUAUUACAGUUUAAAAUAAUAUCUAUUAUGGUUUGAAUACCGGAGUCGACCGUAUCCAAGUUGAACCAUGGCGAGUCGGCCAAUAACUAAAAAGGUGAUUAAUUCUCCGGAGACGUGUGUCGACGACAACCUGCGCGGCGUGGUUGCUGUCUACCCCGCACUCAAACUGCAUCCUAAACACCGCGUCGUCACUGUCAGGACCAAGAGUGAUACGGGAAGAGUGGCUGUACUCGGCGGCGGGGGAUCCGGACAUGAACCUUUUGCUUCUGGUUUUGUGGGUCAUGGUAUGCUGGACGGCGCGGUAGCGGGCGGUGUGUUCGCCUCGCCUCCAACCGGACACGUCCUGUACGGUAUUGCACACCUCUACAAAUAUAACUCAGGUAUAUAA
Papilio polytes (common Mormon) is the source of this 652-nucleotide messenger RNA. Its product is annotated as bifunctional ATP-dependent dihydroxyacetone kinase/FAD-AMP lyase (cyclizing)-like. Gene Ontology annotation, molecular function: glycerone kinase activity. Lineage: Eukaryota; Metazoa; Arthropoda; Insecta; Lepidoptera; Papilionidae. The coding region runs from base 332 to 652 and encodes 106 amino acids. The record is from RefSeq and is a predicted model, not a curated record. Gene Ontology annotation, biological process: glycerol catabolic process. Gene Ontology annotation, cellular component: cytosol. The transcript is spliced from 4 exons.